UUUUGUCUGUUUUACAGAAAGUGUUUCAGACAAUGCCUUCUUGUUUUAAUUAUUGCAUAUUUAAAGGCAUUAAAAGAUUAAAAGAAGGCAUUAUUUAUUUAAACACUUUGUAAAGUGACUCUGGGAAAAAACAGUUACAAAUAGAAUACUGUACAGUAUGUUCCCAUUUCUUUCUCAAAUUGCUUGUUCCAGUCUAUUAAACUCCAUUCCAACUUUUAUAUCACCCUGAGAAUUAGUUCAAGUCACAUGGUGAGGAUCCAGCUCCUUAUUUUCCAAAAUCUUCACUGGAUCCUCUUUAAGCCACUGUUUGGUGUAGAGAGCAGAAAGGACUUCGGAGUUCUGCCCAAAGUCUAUUUUUUCCUUAGCGGUCAGUUGACACAGCAAGCCUUGAUUCUGAAGAAGUUUGGAGCUGAAAGAUACUCUCAAGAACUGGCUGCUAUGGUCCACCUCAGUGUCACUCCUGAAGUCUCCCUCGCUGACUUGCCAGUGAAGAUUUAUGCCUCUGGCCUGGCGCCCUCCCAGCUUGUGACCUUACAUGCAUCAUUGACAGAUGAAAAGGGAAUGAAGUUUGUAGCCAGAGCCUUUUACCAAGCCAAUCAGAAUGGAGAAGUGGAUGUGGCACAGGCUUCUGCUCUGGGAGGUAACUAUACAGGUGUGUGGCCCAUGGGCCUCUUUUACACUCUAAAGGCUGAGAAGAUGUUCCACAGGCUGCUCAAACGUGAUGUGACAGGCAGCCCCUUCUAUGUUCAGAUUAGCCUCUUUGAUUCUACUGUGAUUGUGCCCUUGCCAAUGCAUGAACCACUGGCUACUUGCACUGUGGAACGAUGGUAUGCAGCCCCUGGAGUGGAACGCAUCUCCAUUAAGUGCGGCCGGGUCCGGGGAGCCCUCUUCUUGCCUCCAGGCCCUGGGCCAUUUCCAGGACUGAUUGACCUGUUCGGUGGAGCUGGAGGACUAAUAGAAUUUCGAGCUGGUUUAUUGGCUAGUAAAGGCUUUGCAGUUCUGGCUUUGGCUUUCUUUGCAUAUGAUGAUUUACCACAGACUUUGGAAGUAAUAGAUCUGGAGUAUUUUGAAGAAGCAUCCAGACUACUCUUGAAAAAUCCUAAGGUAAAAGGCCCCAAAAUUGGAGUUAUUGGCUUGUCCAAAGGAGCUGAAGUUGCAUUAGCCAUGGGAACUUUUUUAGAGGAAAUAGCAGCUGCAGUUUGCAUCAAUGGUGCCACAAGUAUGAAUGGUGCACCCCUCCAUUUUCGCGAUAUCAACAUCCCUGCUGUUCCCUACUCGGCAGAGGCAAUUCUUAUCAAUGAAAUGGAAUUGAUGUCCAGUUUCAGUGUCAUGGGAGAUCCUCUGGAUUCAGUUCAUGAAGUCUCUGCCAUUCCCGUGGAAAAAGCCCAGGGUCACAUUCUCCUUGUGGUAGGAGAAGCUGACCAAAGCUUGAACAGCAGGAAAUUUGCUGAAGUGUCUUUGGGCCGUGCAAAGAAGUUUGGGAGAACUAACUGUAGCUUAUUACCCUACCCUGGGGCUGGACAUAUGAUAGAACCACCGGGAUCCCCAAUUUGUUUUAUCUCUUCUAUCCGGGGUAGUCCUAUACCCACAAUAUGGGGAGGGGAGAUGAAGCCUCAUGCCAAAGCUGAGGAACAUUCCUGGAAGGAGAUCCUCAAAUUUUUUGAGCUCCAUCUUGGCCCGGCUAGAAAGUUAUGAUAUCAGAAAAAAGUGCAGGUUUCAUAGGUUCUUUGGGUGCACAAAUAUUAUCAGAAAAGCCUACUCAGAAGAUAGAAAUUAGGUUCUCAUAAUGCAGGUGUCAUAAAGAUAACGAGAGAGUAAGAAUCAUGUGCCAUGGCAAGACUCUGGAAAUGGAAAAAGAUUGUCUUGGCUUGUUUGGUCUAUUGUGAAUUUCAGAGUAUUUCUAUAAAUUUUUAUUUCAAAUAAAAUGAUGAGUUAAUUAUAAUUAUGUUGGCUUUGAAAUGAAUCCUUUGACCUCUUGUUUGUACAAAAAUCAUAAAUUCUCAAUGUGUUGCAUCUAUUGUAGUAAAUAGCUUGUUUCAUAAGCAGCUAUCACCUGCAGGAUUCCUAAUUAAUCUCAGGGUAGGACAUACAUAAACCAUGCUUGGUUCUAUUGGGAUACUGAUUUACAUGCAUUAUAAAGUUAUUCAAUCACUUAUUUUCCUUUUUACCUUCUUACUAUUUUAGUAUGAUUUACAUUUACAAAAAGAUUACAUUUUUAAGUCCAGUUCUGUCUGCAAAAGAAACUGAAAGCUGUUAACUCUGAUGAUUAACAUAAAUUAAAUCUUCACAUAGCAAAUUUGUAUCAAUGUUAAAUAUAUUUCUAAUAUAUAACAAGUAUGGAUUGCUUAUACAGUUGAUGCAAAAUAUGACAAUGAUAAGUUGCAAAUGUAUUGCAUAGCUUUGUCAGAUGAAAAAAGUUUAUAUCUUUGAACUUCAUAAAAUGUCUAUUAUUGUUAU
This is a messenger RNA of Thamnophis sirtalis, 2457 nucleotides long. RefSeq names its product bile acid-CoA:amino acid N-acyltransferase (gene BAAT). Gene Ontology annotation, molecular function: fatty acyl-CoA hydrolase activity. Gene Ontology annotation, biological process: fatty acid metabolic process; acyl-CoA metabolic process. The record is from RefSeq and is a predicted model, not a curated record. NCBI's taxonomy places the organism in Eukaryota, Metazoa, Chordata, Lepidosauria, Squamata, Natricidae. Gene Ontology annotation, cellular component: peroxisome.